Vidua chalybeata is the source of this 3920-nucleotide messenger RNA. It is a transcript of the gene SLC38A7, whose product is annotated as solute carrier family 38 member 7. NCBI's taxonomy places the organism in Eukaryota, Metazoa, Chordata, Aves, Passeriformes, Viduidae. Gene Ontology annotation, molecular function: L-serine transmembrane transporter activity; L-leucine transmembrane transporter activity; L-alanine transmembrane transporter activity. The record is from RefSeq and is a predicted model, not a curated record. The transcript is spliced from 11 exons. Gene Ontology annotation, biological process: amino acid transmembrane transport. Bases 590 to 1978 code for a protein of 462 amino acids.
CUUGGAGACACUGGGAUGAGAUUUGGACUUUCCAGCCCCCAAGGGCUGUGUUGCUGGAAACACCAGAUCUUCAAAUCCAAAAGCUUCUGAGACAUCAUCUCCUACUGGUUGUCAACCUGGGGGUGCCCUGGAAGGGGCCAGUCCUGCUUUUCCUGUUGACACAGUAUUUCUGCUGCACACAGGACAUUCCUGUUGAGCCCAGCCUUGCCCUUUACUCAGGAGCACGUGCACAGCUGCUCUUGCAGAGCUUGCAGAAAUUAGGGUUGGAAAUCAGGAAGUAAGCUAUGACACUGGGUCUCGUGCCCACAAAAAGGCGAGUCCUGCUGUGAGACUGCAGCUCCUCAGCCCCACAGCCAGGGCUCAGUCCCCUAUCCGACAGCAGUUGUGUCCUCUCCCUGGAUUUGAGGGACAAGAGGAGUAGGGAAGUGCCUGACUCCUGUGUUGCUGCAUUCCAGCCUGUUUGUUUGCUGCCCUUCCUGCCUGAUGGAGCCAGCGCUGGCUGAGGACCCUCCUCAAGGUGCCCAGCUGAGCCUGGUGCAGGAGCACUAGUGGGACGUGGACGGUGGCGUGUGCCACCUGCGAAGGGACAAUGGCUCAGGGCACUGGGAGCAUCAACAGUGACUACAAGGAUUGGGAGUGGAGCGACGAUGCUGGUGAACGGGCCAGGCUCCUGCAGAGCCCUAGUGUGGAGACAGUGCCCAAAAAUCCAGAGAGCCAAGGAAACAGUUUGGGGGCCACAUCAGCUCUGGGAGCUGUCUUCAUUGUGGUCAACGCUGCCCUCGGCGCUGGGCUGCUCAACUUCCCUGCUGCCUUCAGCAUGGCUGGUGGCGUGGCUGCAGGCAUCACCCUACAGAUGUGCAUGCUGAUCUUCAUCAUCGGAGGCUUGGUCAUCCUGGCAUACUGCUCACAGGCCAGCAACGAGCGCACCUACCAGGAGGUUGUGUGGGCCGUCUGUGGGAAGGUGCCUGGUGUGCUGUGCGAGGUGGCCAUCGCUGUCUACACCUUUGGCACCUGCAUCGCCUUCCUCAUCAUCAUUGGAGACCAGGAGGACAAGAUCAUUGCUGCUCUGGUGAAGGAGCCUGAGGAAGUUGGGAGCAGCCGCUGGUACACAGACCGCAAGUUCACCAUCAGCAUCACUGCCUUCCUGCUCAUCCUGCCCCUCUCCAUCCCCAAAGAGAUUGGCUUCCAAAAAUAUGCUAGCUCCCUCAGUGUGAUUGGCACAUGGUAUGUCACAGCAGUCAUUAUCAUCAAGUACAUCUGGCCUGACAAGGAGCUGGUGCCUGUGGAGAUCCCCACCAGCCCCUCCACCUGGACAGCUAUCUUCAAUGCCAUGCCCACCAUCUGCUUUGGCUUCCAGUGCCACGUGAGCAGUGUGCCCGUCUUUAACAGCAUGAAGCAGCCAGAGGUGAAGACCUGGGGGGCAGUGGUGACAGCAGCCAUGGUGAUUGCUCUCUUUGUCUACACAGGCACUGGCAUCUGUGGCUUCCUAACCUUUGGAGCUGGCGUGGAGCAGGAUGUCUUGAUGUCCUACCCCUCCAAUGACAUCCCUGUUGCCCUCGCCCGGGCUUUCAUCAUCCUCUGUGUGCUGACAUCCUACCCCAUCCUGCACUUCUGUGGCCGGGCUGUCUUGGAGGGUCUCUGGCUCCGCUAUACCGGGGUAACAGUGGAGGAGGACGUGGUUCGGGAGCGGAGGAGACGCCUGCUUCAGACCAUCAGCUGGUUCCUCCUGACGCUCCUUCUGGCUCUUUUCAUCCCUGAUAUUGGCAAAGUCAUCUCUGUCAUUGGGGGCUUGGCCGCCUGCUUCAUCUUUGUCUUCCCAGGACUCUGCCUGAUUCAAGCCAAGCUCUCCGAGAUCCAAGAAACCAGGGCAAUCAGCUGGUGGGCCCAGGUCAGCUACGGGGUGUUCAUGGUCACCCUUGGAGCCUUCAUCUUUGGACAGACCACUGCCAAUGCCAUCUUUGUGGAUCUUACAGCCUGACUCCUCCAGGCUGGACUGCACUGCUGCUGCUGAGGGGAUGGAGAUUUCCCCUAGGACCAAAGGGAAGUGGGAAGAAAACAUGUUGGUGUGUUGGGAAGAUCCAAGAGAACCAUGGUGACUUGGGGCUUGGCUGAACAAGCCCUGUGGUGGUUUGUAUCUCAUUGUCUUAAGGCUCCAGGCAGUCAGACUUCUCUCAGGCCUGGCUCCCUGGUGAAGCCAAAGCAACACUACAAGGGGACCUGUCAUCCAGGGCAACUCUUUCUGCCCCUGGGAGUAGACAUCACUAAGGGGUCAUGGUUGGGGUUUGCAAAGCCAUGCUGCUCUCAUGUAUGUACCCUUGUGCUGGUGGAGCUCCUCUCCACAGCUAAAAGUCCUUCUCCCAACUUUUGAGAGAGAAGCAGUGUUCUACAUAAAGGGAAAUAGUAAUCAUGUUUAUCAGACAGGGAGACAUCCCAUUGUCCUAUUCUGUGUCAAUGUUUGGUUUGAGCUCUGAUUUCCUGCCGGUCUUCUGCCCCUACUGUCACAUCUCCCUCUGCCUGGGCUGCACUUUGUGUUACAAAGGGUUGCCUUCAGUCUGUUUGGGUUUUUUUUCUUUUGAGGAUCAGAAUGACCCUGAGGUAGGGACAUGCCAGUGCAAUGUUUUCCUUGCCAGGGGUUGCUCACUCAGUAGAGAAGCUGCUAUGGCUGCAUCAACCUACUGAAGACACUACAAUAGAGCAAAGCUCUUCUCCAGAUUUACAAUCCCGUUCUUCCAGGUGUCCAGGAAAUGGGACUGGGCCAGGUUUUAAGAGAUGCUUUUGAGAUAAAGCAGUCAGUAUUAAUUUGUUUUAUAUUGUUCUCUUUUUCAUUUACACUCUCUAUGGCUGGUGUUGCUCUGGGCUGUCCCUCUGUUGCCUGUCUGGAUGAUAGUUUCAUUCCUGCUUUUUCUGGGUUGAGCAGUUCCCCCAGCUGCAGAUUUGGUUGGGGGCGUUAAACCUCAACAGCAAUGUUCUCUUGUUCUGUCUUUGAGUUUCUUUUUAUGUUGUUUGGCUUCUAAAACCCUUGGGGAGGGAGGAAUUCAGGUGUAGCUGUUGAUGCAUGUGUGACGAGGGUUCAGCCCAGAUUUGUGCAAAACCUGGCCCUGCAUUUCCUGCAUCUUCUGGAAGCAGCACAGGCUGUUGUGGUGGGAAGGAGAACCAUGGCUUGUGCUCCUACACUUCUCAACAUGGCUCUCUCCCACUGCAGCCAGUGGCUGCAGGAGGGGUGACAGCCCGUGGGUGCUUCCCCGUGUGGAAAUGUUUGGUCUUUCCAUACUAAAACUGCGUGUAAAUGGGGAUCUCCCCAUUGCUGCUUGGGACAGGGAGACCCAGGUGGAGAAGGAGGAAGAAAAGCCCAAAGCACAGCAGGAAUGUUUGAAAGAUGCUGUGAAAGCACAGAUACCUCCUUCCUCUCCCAAGGGAUCUCCACUUGUAUGGCACCGGCUGUGUCCCGAGCCCCUUUGCCAGGCUCCUGCCUGUGAGCAGGAGCUGGGGCUUGGGGACCCUUUGGCAUAAAGAAGAUGGCCAGUUGUCCUGGAUGUGGGGAGCAGAGACACCACCCAUGGAGCCCAGCAGAUAUGCUCAGCAGAUGCCAAUGCCAAAAUGCCUUCCAGUGCCCAUCCUGCAGGAAGAUGAAAAGGUUUGGUACCUGGUGGGUCUUGUGGCUCUGGUUUUCCUGAAGGUGUGCUAGGCAUGAAGUCCCUUGGCCGAAGUGGAGGAGAACACAGUGUCUCAUGUCACCUGGGAAACACAUGGGCUCCCUUGGUGCCCCUGUGGCUGAGGGCUGGGCAGGUCUGGAGGUGCUGUGGCCGUUCCUGCUUGCCUUACUGCUCCCCUGUUUACAAACACUGGCCUUUUAACAUGUAUUUUGUACAUGCAGAAAGUGGAGGGAACUCAAUAAAAGUGACGUUGUGAUGCGUGUGUCA